Molecule: messenger RNA, 14497 nt
Organism: Cygnus atratus (black swan)
Lineage: Eukaryota; Metazoa; Chordata; Aves; Anseriformes; Anatidae
Gene: WDFY3
Product: WD repeat and FYVE domain containing 3
Exons: 66
Coding region: 450-10904 (3484 amino acids)
Molecular function (GO): metal ion binding; protein binding
Source: RefSeq, a predicted model, not a curated record
GGGCACUCGGUGCCGUGGAGAAGGAGAAGGACUAAGAUGGCCACCAGCCGCCACGGGGAGCGGCCCCGCUCCCUCCCCGCCUUGCUCGGCCCGGCCCGGUCUUGAUGGGGCCGCGACGACCCCGGCCCCAGUACGCUGCAGCGGUGCCUCCCGCCGGAGCCCGCCUGGGCCUCAGCGGGGGAGCCGCCCUCUGGGCCCGGCCCGCGGCCCUUCGCGCCGCGCCGUGAGCGAGAUCAGCUGCGGAGACAAGAGGAGGGGCUGCCCGCUGCUCCCUCCCCGCCCCGGCGGGCAGGGCCGGGCCUCCCGGAGCCCCCCGCCGCCCGUGAACAAAGAGCUUUGGUGUUGAAGAGAAACCUCAGAAAGGAAUGGGCGCUGUUCUCCUGAAGCUGUUUGCCCUGAUCCCAGAAAUGCUGUAGAGGAUACAAGGGAGUUUCCACAAGUCAGUCAAAAUGAAUAUGGUGAAGAGGAUCAUGGGCCGGCCUCGGCAGGAGGAGUGUAGCCCCCAGGAUAACGCGCUGGGGUUAAUGCAUCUGCGCCGCCUCUUCACAGAGCUUUGUCAUCCUCCACGGCAUAUGACCCAGAAAGAACAGGAGGAAAAACUGUACAUGAUGUUGCCAGUGUUCAACAGGGUGUUUGGAAAUGCUCCUCCAAGUACAAUGACAGAAAAAUUUUCUGAUCUCCUGCAGUUUACUACUCAAGUGUCACGACUGAUGGUGACUGAGAUUCGACGGAGAGCAUCAAAUAAAUCCACAGAGGCUGCAAGUCGUGCCAUUGUCCAGUUUCUGGAGGUCAAUCAAAGUGAAGAAGCCAGUAGAGGUUGGAUGCUGCUCACCACAAUUAAUUUAUUAGCUUCAUCAGGACAGAAAACUGUGGACUGCAUGACUACAAUGUCUGUGCCUUCCACACUCGUUAAAUGUCUAUAUCUUUUUUUUGACCUUCCACAUGUGCCUGAGGUAGUUGGAGGAGCACAGAAUGAGCUACCUCUUGCAGAGCGCCGAGCACUACUACAGAAAGUCUUUGUACAGAUCUUAGUAAAACUGUGCAGUUAUGUGUCCCCCGCAGAAGAACUGGCUCAAAAGGAUGAUCUGCAGCUUUUAUUCAGUGCAAUAACUUCAUGGUGCCCUCCCUAUAAUCUGCCUUGGAGGAAGAGUGCAGGGGAAGUACUGAUGACCAUAUCGCGUCAUGGCCUUAGUGUCAAUGUAGUGAAAUACAUUCAUGAAAAAGAAUGUUUGUCCACGUGUGUUCAGAAUAUGCAGCAGUCUGACGACCUUUCUCCCCUUGAAAUAGUUGAGAUGUUUGCUGGGCUUUCCUGUUUUCUCAAAGAUUCCAGUGAUGUGUCGCAAACGCUAUUGGAUGAUUUUAGGAUAUGGCAAGGAUACAACUUCCUCUGUGAUCUCCUCCUCAGGUUAGAACAGGCAAAAGAGGCUGAAUCUAAGGAUGCUUUGAAGGACUUAGUUAAUUUGAUUACUUCCUUAACAACAUAUGGUGUUAAUGAAUUGAAGCCAGCCGGUGUUACCACUGGAGUACCUUUCUUACUACCUGGAUUUGCAGUGCCACAGCCUGCGGGCAAAGGUCACAGCGUGAGGAAUAUCCAAGCGUUUUCCGUCCUUCAGAAUGCGUUUUUGAAAGCAAAAACUAGCUAUCUAGCACAAAUUAUUCUCGAUGCCAUCACAAAUAUUUAUAUGGCUGACAAUGCCAAUUACUUCAUUUUGGAAUCACAGCACACAUUGUCUCAGUUUGCAGAGAAAAUUUCUAAGCUUCCAGAAGUACAGACCAAAUACUUCGAGAUGCUGGAGUUUGUUGUCUUCAGCUUGAACUACAUACCCUGUAAAGAACUGAUCAGUGUGAGCAUCCUUUUAAAAUCCAGCACUUCUUAUCACUGUAGCAUCAUAGCCAUGAAGACACUCCUGAAAUUCACCCGUCACGACUACAUCUUUAAAGAUGUCUUCAGGGAGGUGGGGCUUUUGGAGGUGAUGGUAAAUCUUCUUCAUAAAUAUGCAGCCCUUCUGAAAGAUCCCACUCAGGCUCUGAAUGAUCAAGGGGAUUCAAGAAACUGUUCAUUUGAGGACCAAAAGCAGCAGGCUUUGUUGGUUAUGGAGACCCUGACGGUACUAUUACAAGGAUCAAACACUAAUGCAGGUAUUUUCAGGGAGUUUGGUGGUGCGAGAUGUGUGCACAACAUUGUGAAGUAUCCCCAAUGUCGACAGCACGCACUGAUGAUCAUUCAGCAGUUGGUGUUAUCGCCUAGUGGAGAAGAUGAUAUGGGCACUUUGUUGGGACUGAUGCACUCUGCUCCACCUACGGAACUGCAGCUGAAAACAGACAUCUUAAGGGCCCUACUCUCCGUGCUAAGAGAGAGCCACCGCACAAGAACUGUUUUUAGAAAAGUUGGUGGAUUUGUGUAUGUCACGUCUCUGCUUGUUGCUAUGGAAAAAUCUUUGUGCUCACCGCCGAAGAAUGGCUGGGAGAAAGUAAACCAGAAUCAAGUGUUUGAACUGCUCCACACUGUGUUCUGCACAUUGACUGCAGCAAUGCGCUACGAGCCAGCCAACUCUCAUUUCUUCAAAACAGAGAUCCAGUAUGAAAAACUGGCAGAUGCUGUUCGCUUGCUUGGCUGCUUCUCAGACUCAAGAAAAAUAAGUCCAUUGAAUGUCUUUCCUUCAAAUACACAACUAUUUCAAAGACUAUUGGAGGAUGACCUAAUAUCCCUGGAUUCUGUCUCACCUAUGUUAAGACACUGCAGCAAACUUUUUAUUUACCUCUACAAGGUAGCAACAGAUUCUUUUGACAGGCACGCAUAUCAUUCUGUUUCAACGCCUCCUGUUUGCCCUCAGAAAAACAUACCUGAUGUGAAACUCCAGACAGGUUCCACGUCUGUGCAAAGCUCUGACGUAGUUGUUAUCCACCCUGGUGCUAUGCUUGCAAUGCUGGAUCUCCUGGUCUCUGUUGGAUCAACUACACACCCAGAGCAUGCGCUGGACCUCCAGCUAGCAGUGGCCAAUAUCCUGCAAUCUCUCGUGCAUACAGAGAGAAACCAGCAAGUCAUGUGCGAAGCCGGGCUCCAUGCACGACUUCUACAAAGAUGCAGCGCCGCUCUGGCUGAUGAGGACCAUUUGCUGCAUCCCCCGCUUCAGAGGAUGUUUGAAAGACUGUCUUCCCAGGCCCUGCAGCCGAUGGUGCUGAGGGAAUUUUUAUGCUUGGGAAAUCCUUUAAAUUGCGGCGCUUGGGACAAAAAGCUGUUGAAGCAGUACCGAGUGCACAAACCAAGCUCACUGAGUUUUGAACCGGAAAUGAGAAAUAGCAUGGUUACCUCAAUGGAAGGUCUGGGUUCGGACAGCGUCUUCUGUUUGCACGAAGACAGCCACUAUCGGAUAAGCAAGAGCCUGCUCAAGCCGGCAGAAGGUAGCACAGUGCCCCUGACGAGAGUCAAGUGCCUGGUGUCCAUGACAACCCCACAUGACAUCAGGCUUCAUGGAUCAUCCCUUACUCCUGCCUUCAUCGAAUUCGACACCUCUCUCGAGGGGUUCGGCUGCCUGUUCUUGCCAAGUUUGGCUCCCCAUAAUGCACCUACCAAUAACGCUGUCACAACAGGACUUAUUGAUGGUGCAGUUGUCAGUGGUAUCGGAACUGGUGAACGAUUUUUCCCACCGCCGUCUGGUUUAAGCUACUCAACUUGGUUUUGCAUUGAACAUUUUAGUACGCCUCCUAAUAACCAUCCUGUCAGACUUCUUACUGUAGUGCGGCGUGCAAAUUCCUCGGAGCAGCAUUAUGUGUGCCUUGCCAUUGUCCUCUCAGCAAAAGACCGAUCACUAAUUGUUUCAACUAAAGAAGAAUUACUUCAGAAUUAUGUUGAUGACUUCAGUGAAGAAUCAUCAUUUUACGAAAUUCUUCCUUGUUGUGCCCGUUUUCGCUGUGGUGAGCUCAUUGCAGAAGGCCAGUGGCAUCACCUACUUCUGGUCAUGAGUAAAGGCAUGCUAAAGAACAGCACAGCUGCGCUCUACCUUGAUGGACAGCUUGUUAACACUGUUAAGCUUCACUAUAUUCACAGCAGUCCUAGUGGCUCUGGUUCUGCUAAUCCUCCUGUAGUCAGCACUGUCUAUGCCUAUAUUGGUACACCACCCGCACAGCGCCAGCUCUCUUCAUUGGUGUGGCGUUUGGGCCCUACACAUUUCCUGGAGGAAGUUUUGCCUGCCCCAGGUGUUAGCACCAUUUAUGAGCUGGGACCAAAUUAUGUUGGAAGCUUUCAAGCAGUAUACAUACCAUGCAAAGAUUCCAAAUGUGAGGGAAACAACCCAUCUCCGGUAUCUUUAGUACCAGAAGAGAAGGUCUCUUUUGGUCUCUAUGCUCUCUCGGUUUCUUCAUUUACAGUUGCAAAAAUAAGGAAAGUUUACAACAAGUUGGAUAGUAAAGCCAUUGCUAAACAGCUGGCAAUUUCUUCUCAUGAAAAUGCCACACCUGUGAAGCUGGUACAUAACUCAGCAGGGCACUUGAACGGACCUGCACGUUCCAUUGGUGCAGCUUUGAUAGGAUAUUUGGGAGUAAGAACAUUUGUCCCCAAGCCUGUUGCCACUAUACUGCAGUACAUUGGUGGAGCUGCUGCUAUUUUAGGACUUGUAGCCAUGGCUUCAGAUGUAGAAGGAUUGUAUGCAGCUGUGAAGGCCUUAGUCUGCGUGGUAAAAAGCAAUCCGCUAGCCAGCAAAGAAAUGGAAAGAAUCAGAGGUUAUCAGUUGCUGGCAAUGCUGUUAAAGAAGAAACGAUCCCUUCUGAACAGUCACAUACUUCAUCUCACCUUUUCCUUGGUGGGAACUGUUGACAGUGGGCAUGAGACCUCCAUUAUUCCUAACUCUAUUGCCUUCCAGGAUCUGCUCUGUGAUUUUGAGGUCUGGCUUCACGCACCCUAUGAGCUUCAUCUGUCAUUAUUUGAGCACUUCAUCGAACUUCUCACAGAGUCCAGUGAAGCAGCGAAGAACGCUAAGUUAAUGAGGGAAUUCCAACUCAUCCCAAGACUGCUCUUGACUCUUCGAGAUACAUCUCUGUCCCAGCCUACUAUUGCUGCAAUUAGUAAUGUGCUGAGCUUUUUGCUUCAAGGCUUUCCCAGCAGCUACGACUUGCUCAGGUUUGGACAGUUCAUCUCUUCCACUUUACCUACGUUUGCAGUCUGUGAGAAGUUUGUAGUCAUGGAAAUAAACAAUGAAGAAAAGCUUGACAGCGGAACAGAUGAUGAUUUUGGAGGACUUGUUUCAGCUAAUCUUAUUCUCCUGCGGAACAGGCUUUUAGAUAUCCUCCUGAAACUUCUAUAUACAUCUAAAGAGAAGACAGCUGUUAAUUUGCAGGCUUGUGAAGAACUGGUCAAGACCCUGGGUUUUGAUUGGAUUAUGAUGUUCAUGGAAGAACAUCUGCAUUCCACCACGGUCACAGCUGCCAUGCGAAUUCUUGUGGUCCUGUUGAGUAAUCAGUCCAUCCUUAUUAAAUUUAAGGAAGGUCUCAGUGGUGGAGGCUGGCUUGAUCAGACGGAUUCAGUCUUGACCAAUAAGAUUGGUACUGUGCUAGGGUUCAAUGUUGGCAGGAGCGCUGGUGGCAGAUCGACAGUCCGGGAGAUUAACCGGGAUGCGUGUCAUUUCCCGGGCUUUCCUGUCCUGCAGUCCCUUCUCCCUAAGCACACUAAUGUACCUGCACUCUACUUCCUCCUCAUGGCCCUUUUCCUGCAGCAGCCAGUCACUGAACUGCCUGAAAACCUGCAGUUUGAUUUAGACUCUAUUUGGACAUUUAUAUUUGGAGUUCCUGCCUCGUGUGGCACCAUUACCUCUUCAGUACAUAGUGUUUGCACAGAAGCUGCCUUCUUGUUGUUGGGAAUGCUGAGGAGUAUGCUGAAUUCUCCUUGGCAGUCUGAGGAAGAAGGCUCUUGGCUUCGAGAAUAUCCUGUCACCUUGAUGCAGUUCUUUCGCUAUUUGUAUCACAAUGUGCCGGACCUUGUUUCCUUAUGGAUGAGCCCAGAGUUCCUGUGUGCACUGGCAGCAACUGUGUUUCCUUUCAACAUACGACCUUACUCUGAGAUGGUCACUGAUCUUGAUGAUGAAGUUGGGUCCCCAGCUGAAGAGUUCAAAGCCUUUGCAGCUGAUUCUGGCAUGAACAGGAGCCAGUCAGAAUACUGCAAUGUUGGCACCAAGACGUACCUAACUAACCAUCCUGCCAAGAAGUUUGUGUUUGACUUCAUGCGGGUGCUGAUAAUUGAUAACUUAUGUCUCACACCAGCCAGCAAACAGACUCCACUGGUAGAUCUUUUGCUAGAGGCUUCCCCUGAAAGAUCAACACGAACACAGCAGAAGGAGUUUCAGACGUAUGUUUUGGAUAGCGUGAUGGACCACUUACUUGCAGCUGAUGUUUUAUUGGGUGAAGAUGCAUCUCUGCCUAUAACAAGUGGAGGAAGCUACCAAGUGCUGGUGAACAAUGUGUUUUAUUUUACACAGCGUGUGGUAGAUAAGCUUUGGCAGGGCAUGUUCAACAAAGAAUCCAAACUUCUUGUGGAAUUCAUAAUCCAACUCAUUGCACAGUCAAAAAGAAGAUCUCAGGGACUAUCACUAGAUGCUAUUUAUCACUGCCUGAACAGGACCAUCUUGUAUCAGUUCUCAAGAGCCCACAAAACUGUUCCUCAGCAAGUGGCUCUCCUUGAUUCUCUGAGGGUCCUUACUGUGAACAGAAACUUAAUUUUGGGACCUGGAAAUCAUGAUCAAGAGUUCAUCAGCUGCCUAGCUCACUGUUUGAUUAACCUGCAUGUGGGAAGCAAUGUUGAUGGGUUUGGACUGGAAGCAGAAGCCAGGAUGACUACUUGGCACAUUAUGAUCCCCUCUGAUAUAGAGCCAGAUGGAGUCUACAAUCAAGAUGUCAGUGAAGGUCGCCAGCUUCUUUUAAAAGCUAUAAACAGAGUGUGGACAGAGUUGAUUCACAGUAAAAAACAGGUGUUAGAAGAAGUUUUCAAAGUGAUGCUACCUGUCAAUGAUCGUGGCCAAGUGGAUAUAACUGUUGCAAGAACUUUAAUUGAGGAAGCAAGUUUAAAGUGUUGGCAAAAUCAUUUGGCCCAUGAGAAGAAGUGCAUCAGUAGAGGGGAGGCUUUGGUUCCGACCACACAGUCCAAACUUUCACGAGUUAGCAGUGGGUUUGGCCUCUCUAAACUAACUGGUUCCAGGAGAAACCGGAAGGAAAGCGGGCUCAAUAAACACAAUCUUUCUACACAGGAAAUUUCCCAGUGGAUGUUUACUCACAUUGCAGUGGUUCGGGACCUGGUUGAUAUGCAGUAUAAGGAAUAUCAGGAGCGUCAGCAGAAUGCAUUAAAAUAUGUGACAGAAGAGUGGUCUCAAAUCGAGUAUGAGUUACUACGAGAGCGAGGUCUGUGGGGUCCCCCCAUCGGUUCCCAUCUUGACAAGUGGAUGUUGGAGAUGACUGAGGGUCCCUGUAGAAUGAGGAAGAAGAUGGUUCGAAAUGACAUGUUUUAUAUUCAGUAUCCCUACAUGCCUGAAGCUGAACAAGAAACAAACUUUCUGUCUGACCUCUCAAGUAGACUUCCUGAGACAUCUGAUGAUGGCAUUCCUCAAAAGAAACCUGCUCGCUACCGAAGGGCUAUAAGUUAUGACAGUAAGGAGUACUACAUGCGCCUGGCUUCUGGAAACCCUGCAAUCUUCCAGGACACCAUAGAAGAAAAUACAGUGGGUGAAACCACUCAGCAGGAGCCAGAACACGGAGAGGACACAAUUGCAAGAGUCAAAGGCCUAGUGAAGCCUCCCCUGAAACGAUCUCGCUCUGCUCCUGAUGGAGGAGAUGAUGAGAACCAGGAGCAAUCACAAGAUCAAGUUGUUGAGGGGAGUUCAAUUGAUGAAGAGGAGAAGACUGACAAUACAACUUUGCUUCGACUUCUUGAAGAAGGAGAGAAGAUUCAGCAUAUGUACCGCUGUGCUCGGGUUCAGGGCCUUGACACUAGCGAAGGGCUUCUUCUCUUUGGGAAAGAGCACUUCUAUGUGAUUGAUGGAUUUACCAUGACCGCCACCAGAGAAAUACGGGAUAUUGAGACACUGCCUCCAAAGAUGCAUGAGCCUAUCAUACCUAGGGGAGCAAGGCAAGGUCCAAGUCAACUCAAAAGAACGUGCAGCAUUUUUGCCUAUGAAGAUAUCAAGGAAGUACAUAAAAGGAGAUAUCUUUUGCAGCCAAUUGCAAUUGAAGUUUUCUCAGGGGAUGGACGGAACUAUCUUCUGGCUUUCCAGAAGGGGGUUAGAAAUAAAGUUUAUCAAAGGUUUUUGGCUGUGGUGCCAUCUCUAACUGACAGUUCGGAGUCAGUGUCCGGACAGAGGCCAAACACCAGUGUAGAACAAGGGUCUGGAUUGCUUAGCACUUUAGUGGGAGAAAAAUCUGUUACCCAAAGAUGGGAAAGAGGAGAAAUCAGUAACUUCCAGUACCUGAUGCACUUAAACACUCUGGCAGGCAGAUCAUAUAAUGAUCUUAUGCAGUACCCUGUCUUUCCCUGGAUCCUCGCAGACUAUGAUUCAGAGGAAUUGGACCUUACAAAUCCCAGGACAUUCAGAAACCUGGCCAAGCCCAUGGGAGCUCAAACAGAAGACCGGUUAGCCCAGUACAAAAAACGAUACAAAGACUGGGAAGAUCCCAAUGGUGAAACUCCAGCUUAUCAUUACGGGACCCACUAUUCAUCUGCCAUGAUAGUGGCUUCUUAUCUUGUCCGGAUGGAGCCUUUUACACAGAUUUUUUUACGGCUACAGGGUGGUCACUUUGACCUAGCUGACCGAAUGUUUCACAGUGUCCGGGAGGCCUGGUAUUCAGCGUCAAAGCACAACAUGGCAGACGUGAAGGAGCUCAUCCCGGAAUUUUUCUACCUCCCUGAGUUCCUGCUCAAUUCCAACAAUUUUGACCUAGGUUGCAAACAAAAUGGCACUAAACUUGGAGAUGUAAUACUUCCCCCGUGGGCAAAAGGAGACCCUCGUGAAUUUAUCAGAGUUCAUCGGGAGGCUCUGGAAUGUGACUUUGUGAGUGCACAUCUGCAUGAGUGGAUUGACUUGAUCUUUGGCUAUAAACAGCAAGGUCCUGCGGCAGUCGAAGCUGUAAAUGUCUUUCAUCAUCUCUUCUAUGAGGGGCAAGUGGACAUAUACAACAUCAAUGAUCCGUUAAAAGAGACAGCUACUAUAGGAUUCAUUAAUAACUUCGGACAGAUACCAAAGCAGCUCUUUAAAAAACCACACCCUCCAAAGCGUGUUAGAAGCCGACUGAAUGGAGAGGUUGCAGGAACCUCUGUACCCCCUGGUUCCACAAGUGACAAGAUUUUUUUCCAUCAUUUAGACAACCUACGACCAUCUCUUGCACCAGUGAAAGAGCUCAAGGAGCCUGUGGGACAGAUCGUGUGUACUGAUAAAGGCAUUCUGGCAGUAGAACAGAAUAAGGUUCUCAUCCCACCUACAUGGAAUAAAACUUUUGCAUGGGGCUAUGCAGACCUAAGCUGUAGACUGGGUACCUACGAGUCAGACAAGGCAGUAAUUGUUUAUGAAUGUUUGUCAGAAUGGGGUCAGAUACUGUGUGCCAUUUGUCCCAACCCCAAACUAGUUAUCACUGGGGGAACAAGCACAGCUGUGUGCGUGUGGGAAAUGGGCAUCUCCAAAGAAAAAGCUAAAGCCCUCACACUAAAACAGGCAUUACUGGGUCAUACUGACACUGUCACAUGCUUAACAGCAUCGCUAGCUUAUCACAUAAUUGUGAGUGGAUCACGGGAUCGCACCUGCAUCAUUUGGGAUUUGAAUAAACUCUCAUUUCUAACGCAGCUUCGAGGUCACAGGGCUCCAGUUUCAGCACUCUGUAUAAAUGAAUUAACGGGGGAUAUCGUAUCAUGUGCUGGCACUUAUAUCCAUGUAUGGAGUAUUAAUGGCAGCCCUACCGCAAGCGUGAACACUUUCACUGGUCGAAGCCAGCAAAUCACGUGUUGCUUUGUGUCAGAGAUGAAUGAGUGGGAUACCCAGAAUGUCAUAGUGACAGGACAUUCAGAUGGAGUUGUCAGGUUCUGGCGGAUGGAGUUUUUGCAAGUACCAGAAACACCAGCUCCAGAGCCUGCAGAGGUGCUGGAAAUGCAAGAGGAUUGUCAGGAAGCACAAAUAGGGCAGGAAGCCCACGAAGAGGACAGCAGCGACUCCGACGCAGAUGAUCCGUGCAUCGACCAGGACGUGAAAGCUCAGGAGAGCCAGAGUCAACCAGGCAGCACCAGCCACAGACCUAGGUCAUCAUCAAACAGAGUGGCAGCAGCAUGGUCAGCAGACAGCGGCUCUGAUGACUCCAGGCGUUGGUCAGACCAGCUCAGCUUGGAUGAGAAAGAUGGCUUUAUCUUUGUGAAUUAUUCUGAGGGACAAGGAAAAAUGCAUCCCCAUGCUCAGGUUAACCACCCGCACCCCAGCUAUGCUGAAGCACGGCACUAUAGCAAGCUUAAACCAGGAUACAGAUGGGAGCGUCAGCUAGUGUUUAGGAGCAAACUAACUAUGCACACAGCGUUUGAUCGCAAAGACAAUGCACAUCCAGCGGAAAUCACCGCACUCGGCAUCUCUAAGGAUCACAGCAGAAUUCUUAUUGGUGAUGGUCGUGGCAGAGUAUUCAGCUGGUCUGUGAGCGAUCAGCCAGGCCGAUCUGCAGCUGAUCACUGGGUGAAGGACGAGGGGGGAGACAGCUGUUCUGGCUGCGCUGUCCGGUUUUCACUCACUGAGAGGCGUCACCACUGCAGGAACUGUGGACAGCUCUUCUGCCAAAAGUGCAGUCGGUUUCAGUCCGAAAUCAAGCGUCUGAAGAUUUCAUCACCAGUCAGAGUCUGCCAGAACUGUUUCUACAACUUGCAGCACGAGCGGGGUGUGGAGGAGGGGCCCAGGAAUUGAUAGGGUAUUGGCAAAGGGAGAGCCUGUCCAGCCCCACAGUCACUCCAAGAACUCAUGAGAGUACUGUGCUGUGAUCAGAAGGGAUUAGAAUAUUGUCUGUUUACACUUAAGGUUAUACUGCUUUUUAAGCACUGAAAGUAUAAGGGAUCACUGAAUUGAUUUGUUUUGAUGGAAGGUAUAUGAUGAGGUUAACGGCAUAUUUAAGUGAGAGCAAGGUCCAGUAAGACAUAGUUGAUUACUUCAAAUACAAUAGAAUUGUCAACCUCUAACUCUCUGUUGACGUGGUAUAAAGGAAAUCCUCACUUAUCCUAAACACCAGUUCUUGUCUUGUUUUUGUAGAGCUAGUCAUCUUUACCGGGGGAGGGGGGAGGGGAAGGCUUUUUAGAAGAUAGUUGUAAAUCUGCCUUCUUCGCAAGCAACUGUGUAUAUUGUAAAUAGAUAUAAUGGCCUUUUUAUCUAAAUAUGAACUUAACUGCCUGUUACACGGGACUUCAGAUUAACCACUAUACUUUGCGUGGCAUCUUUAUCUCAUCUAUCAACUUAAAUAUGAAUGUUUAAAUAACGAAAACCAGAAAACUCAAAGGCAUUAUGUGUAUUUCGGUUAAAAAUCCAGUCCGUGCAUGUUGUUUCUUUCCGUUGCCCACAAUAUCUUUAUUUAAAAAAAAAGGCUAUUCAUGGGAUUACAUGGAUUUUUUCAAAAGAAAACAAAAAUUUUGAAAAUAGUACUUGGAAUAUUUUAUUCUAGCUGUAAGAUAACCAAGAACUAAAAUUGUGCACUUCGGUUGCAUUUUAUACCAAACUGUUUACCACCUCAGUGUUGUUCAUAUUUAACAAGGCCUCUUUUAUACAUAUGUCAGAGCUGAAGUUUUGUUAAUGACUUAAUGUUCAUUAGCAGCUGAUUCAUGCAGUGCAAGAACCAGCUUUUACCUUAUUUAAACGAAUAGCAAUUGGCUUGCAGGUACAGAAUUAAUUUCUUGUGCAUAGAAUUUAACCUCGUGUCCCGUAGCUUAUUUGCAAAAAAAUGUUUGGAACAACAUAGUUGUUGCUCUGAAACGGGUUAGCGCUGGUCCUGUCAGAAAUGCUUCUCAAAGUUAUCUUCAUGUGUCAGCAAACGGCAUGAACUUGAGGACAGCGGUAGAUUUCCAUUACCAUUUUUUAAGUUCUAAUAUGAAUUGAAUUUCAGGGUUUGUUUGUUUGUUUGUUUUUUACUACUCCAUCACUUGUUUUGCACUACAUGUGGGAUGAAGUAGAGACACGGACAUCCACUGAGAUUGGAACACAUGCAUCAGAUAGGCCCAUGGACUACUCUCCAAAGAAGGUCUUGACAGUGGGUUUUGUUUUUUGUUUUGUUUCUUUAAUGUAUGUGUAUAUAUUUUGUAAAUGAGUCACAAACUGAUAUAGAUCUAGAUACAUUGGCAGUGGGUUCUUCUAAAUAACAGUAAGGAUAUGACCCAAGCCAACAGAAGACAGGUGGCCCCUCAAUGUCAUUGAGUGUCUUUGCUACAGAUGGUGAGAUUGUCCUGCACUGGAGUGAAUUGGGUGGACUCUGGUCCCUGGACUGCAGGUGGUUAAUGCUGUUGUUGGAAUUGCAGCAUGGAAAAUAUGGGAUCCUCUGUGAUAGCACGAGCAACUUCCAGAGGGCUGCCAAUGCCAAGGGGGCAUACCUGUCUUCUCUUGACUGGGGCUUCUAGGGGGGAAUAAUUUGUUAAUCCUGACCACUUACUCUUUAACCUGGUAUCACACGUUUAUGCACUGAAGGUUAAAUAUGUAUUUUGAUACAAGUUUGUUUAUUAUGUAUGUGCUGGUCUGUAAAAUGAGAUAAAUUACUGUUUUGGUGUGUAUACUAGGUCCCCAAAUGAACAGAAAGACUACUCAGCAGUGUGCAAGGGCUCUAGAGUAAACACAGGUUUGAUUAAAUGAGCUGACCCAAAUAGAUCCUUUUGGAUCUGGACUGUGAGGAUGAUGUAGCUACGUUGCAUGGCUCCCUUGGCAGAUUUAUUGUUAAAACCGGAAGGGGGGGAAGUCCUCAAAUGUGCGUGGAGUGUUUGAAUGUCUGUAUCCAGAUGUUCUCUCUAACGUUGCCUUGACCCUUCCCAAAAUGAUGCAAAACCAGCAUAGUUCAGAAGAUAGGCUGGUGGCCUACACUUUCUCUGUUGGAAGAAAAGGCUAUUUUAACAACCACUAAAUGCCUUUGAGUACUCAGAGAUUCCCUCUCCUUGCCUUCAGUUUUCAAAUCAAAACCAAAUUUAAGGAAGAAUUCAUUUCCACAGACUGGAGCUUUUACAGCCACAUUAUUAAACCCUAAUAAAAGCAGGGCUACUGUGACAGUAACCCUGAUAUACUCUAAACAUGGAAAGAAAAAUCUGACAGAUAGUAUUAGUGCAGGCUCGUGAAGAUCAUGGGCUGGGGUGGCGAUGUGGUUGAUGGUGUUCGACCACGUAGGCACGUUGAACGGGUGUUGAUCUGGGUGUUUUACAUUUGUCAGCAUGCUAAAAUCAAGGUCUUUAUGCCUUGCAAAGUCUGUAACAUAGAGUUUAGUCCAAAUUUGCGUUUUGCAAACUGAUAACCACAGUCUUCUGACUUAAUUCUUUGGUUGAGCUGUUCCAAAUACACAUUCUCACAAGUAAGAGGUGUGGAAGGGAAAAAAAAACACCUGCUGGUAUUCCCUCUGGCAACUGGUGCUGUGGGCAACCAAUAUGUUCACUUGAGAGCGUUUUUUCUUUUCAAGGUUCUAAUGCAAAUACUUGCUUUGUUUUCCAUGUAAAAAUUUGUUGUGCAAAAAUAUACUCAUGUACACUAACAUCAGUAGACUGUAAUCUCUGCAAGUACCUCACACGUCUUCUCCUGCCUUGUUCUUUGUAGGAUAUUUACUCAUGUACUCUUAACAUUCAUAUGUAGUGUGCAACUGUAAUGUCACGCUUAUGAGAGGGGUUGGCUGCCUCCACCCACAGUCAUCAAUUCAAUAGCAAAACACUUUAGAUAAGUUAUUUUGCACUUUCUUAUGUAUAAAAUUGGUAGAUACUUAUAUUUGCUUUGUAUCAUUUAAAGACUUCGUUUCAGUAAAUGAACUGUGUAUAAAAUAUUUAUGCAGUUAAAACUGUUUUUAGAAAGUAUUUUUAAUUUCAGCAAGUUUGGUUACUUGUUGCAUGACUAUUAACAGAGCUGACUUUUUGUGUCAGUGCAAUGUAUAUUUUUUUUGUCCUGUUAUUAACUUGUAAGCCCUAGUUAAAUGACCAUUUAUUUGUACAGCAUCAGGAGUAAAUUGAAGAUAACUGGCUAAGACUGGAGUGUGGAAUUUUGUACUAUAUUGUAGAAUCCAAUAUCUGUUUUUUGGUGGUUACGUAAAAGGCCUGACGAUUUACUAUCUAGUGUGCAAUCUGUGAUAUCUGAAUGUUCAUUGUAUAUUUGUCUCCAAUGCAAAAAGGUAGAGUAACACAAUUACAAUACAUGAUUAAAUACAAUAGUUCAGGUACUUAAGUAUUUUUUUCAUUUCAAAUAAAUACCUGCUAUUUACCACCAAAAAGCUGUUUUGCAUUUGUUGUAAAGAAGCAACAUUUGCAGCUGAAUAAACAUUUUUAAAUUGGGAGCGGUAA